Messenger RNA from Lolium perenne, 1968 nucleotides. RefSeq names its product F-box/FBD/LRR-repeat protein At5g22660. Gene Ontology annotation, molecular function: protein binding. NCBI's taxonomy places the organism in Eukaryota, Viridiplantae, Streptophyta, Magnoliopsida, Poales, Poaceae. The record is from RefSeq and is a predicted model, not a curated record.
UUAAGGGAAAAGCUCAAAAGACAUACUUGCCCCUGGCUCCAACAACACCAAGAACCAAUCAGAUCGGUAUCCCCAUUUCUCCAUUGUUUAGCACGAAGAACCGCCGCCAGCGCCGCCGCUCUUCGCUCGCCGCUACACCUUGGCCGACUUGGCUGCCCUUCGCCACUAGCUGCUACCUCUCCACGGUGCCGCCAGUACUCUCCUCCUUUUCACGGUCGACCGCCAACACAUUUCGAAAACGAAAGCUGGAGUCCGUCCUCAGUCUCUGUGCGACAUCCGGCGGCGGCGGCGACGACUCGGAUUGACCGGCGGCCACGGGCCACGUGAGCGGCAGCUACGCCCGCCACCUGUUCGACGGAAUGUCUCCACGGAAGAAGCGCAAUAGUGCGCCGCCGGUGAGCGUCACUGACCGCAUUGGCGCCCUCCCCGACAGUAUCCUCCACCACUUGCUCUCCUUCCUCCCAGCGCAGGCCGCCGUUCGGACGUGCGUGCUUGCCCGGCGCUGGCGCCAUCUCUGGAGGUAUACCACCGGCCUGCGCAUCGUCGCCCUGGGGGAGGAGGGCAAAGUCAAAGACCUCCAUAACUUCGUGGAACAUCUGCUGAUCCUGCGUGAGCGCACAGACCUAGACACUGUCCAGAUCAAAUUCAGAGAAUUCUGUGAAGAAGAUCAGCCCUGUGUGAACUUGUGGGUCCGUUUUGCUGUGAUGUGCAAAGUUCGGGCGCUCACCCUUCAUAUCCGUCAUAACGAACUCUGCCUGGACGACCUGCCUCUUGUCUCUCAGCAUCUGAGAACAGUAGAACUUUAUCGUGUAGCCCUACACAAGUCAUUUCUUGAUUUUGCUAGCUGUCCUGCAUUGGAGGAUCUGAAGAUGAGUUUUUGCAUCAUCAAUGCUUGUAGGAUCUCGUCCCGUUCCCUGAAGCAUUUGACCAUCAAUGUCUGCUUCUACGUCUUGGAUUGCCGGAUCCGUAUUUCUACUCCGUGCCUUAUCUCUCUGAAAAUCCAUAGUUAUCAUGCUAGAACACCAUUUCUUGAAAACAUGGCGUUGCUAGAGAGUGCAUAUGUUUACCUUAGCAAUUGCUGCAAAGAUGCCUGUUUGAAUCAUGCCUCUGAUAGUUUCUGUGGAGCUAAUAAUAAUGCAUGUCAGAAUUGUGUUCCUAUUGAAGAAGAUCGCAGCAGAGAAUGUGUACUUCUGGGUGGUAUCUCAAGUGCUAAACACCUGAAGUUGCUACCUGAGAAUAGAACGGUCAUUUUCGCAAGAGAUUUAAAACAUUGCCCUACAUUUACCAAGUUGAAGACUUUGUUGCUCAACGAGUACUGGUGCGAGGGUCCUGAUUUGGAUCCGCUAGCUUGCAUUCUGAAAAAUUCACCAGUUCUAGAGAAGCUCACUCUUCAACUUUUUUCCACGGGACCAAAUCAUAAAGUGGUAAUGAAAGGAAGCUAUAGUUCAAUGGAGAGACCAUCUGCAAUAUCUGAGCACCUUAACAUCGUUGAAGUCAAGUGUAAUGUGAUCGACGAGAAAAUUCUUAAAGUUUUGAAGUUCCUGACUGCAUUCAACAUCCGAUUCGGUUUCCUGUAAGGGCGAGAAGGUAUGGGAUUUUGGUCAAUCUGCCAUCCCCUGGCUAUUGCGAGGCUUAAGCAUAUAUUCGGCGAUGAUGUUUCCAUCAUAUUUUUCUUGUGAAGAAAAUCUUAUGCUGAUUCUACUUAGAGGAAUGGUGUAGAAUCCGUGAUGUAUAACUUAUGAUCUGAACAAUCUAGACCAUCUAGCUGGACUUUUACCCUAUCAUGUUCGUACUUAUUUAUGUUACACCUUUGGUUCAUCUGAAUUGUGUUUCAGCUCUACCACUGGUUAGCACUCUUGUCGUAUCCUGUAAUUUCUGUUGCACUUAAGGUUCAUGCUGAAUUUAUUCAGCUCUUGGACUGGUUAGUACUACAAUAUUUGCUAUGUGUCUAUUUGUUUCAUGUUCCAA